CUCAUUCAUUCAUCACCAACCAUCAACUUCAUCACUCUGUAAAAACCACCUCACGAACUUCCCGAACAUUCAACAACAAACCCAGCUCAGUGAAAUUCUCCAAAAUAACAAAACACCCAAUCAAAAUGACCCAACAACCCAUCCUCGCUUUCACAUCCUCCUCCAACUCCCCACCAAAAACCACACCCAACCUCCUCCCCUGCCGCAUCCACCACUCCGGGUCCGUAGAACCUACCGACUCGUUUUGGAGCCCUCAUCAUGAACAAGAUGGUAAUCUCAAAAUAGCCUACUUCCGCGGCCGCAAACUCCACGGCAAGACCCUCCCUCUACCAGAAGGAUACAAGGGUGUAGUUGCUUCCAAGGUCUCCCCUAAGCAACAAACCACAAAUCAAAAACCAAGGCUAGCGCAUGAAAUGUCUUUUGUCAUGGAGAAUGAUGAACCGGAAGUCAUCGACCUCGAUUCUGAAGCUGGGAGUGGGGGGCAAGAACCGGAAGUGCAAGUGCAAGUGGGAGGGGCGAUGGAAGUCCAAGCGGAGUUUGAGGAGGUGGUGGUUUGGGGACAUGAGCAUUUGGCGGAUGCGGGAGGGGAUGCGUAUGUGAGGGGGGUGGAGGAGUGGGUUGGGUUUGCGGAACGGGUUCAUUCUUUUUGA
Molecule: messenger RNA, 650 nt
Organism: Neurospora hispaniola
Lineage: Eukaryota; Fungi; Ascomycota; Sordariomycetes; Sordariales; Sordariaceae
Product: ribonuclease H2, subunit C
Exons: 2
Coding region: 126-650 (174 amino acids)
Biological process (GO): RNA catabolic process
Cellular component (GO): ribonuclease H2 complex
Source: RefSeq, a predicted model, not a curated record